Molecule: messenger RNA, 1542 nt
Organism: Frankliniella occidentalis (western flower thrips)
Lineage: Eukaryota; Metazoa; Arthropoda; Insecta; Thysanoptera; Thripidae
Exons: 17
Coding region: 652-1386 (244 amino acids)
Source: RefSeq, a predicted model, not a curated record
UUGUCUUUGAACCGAAAUAUUUCAACAAAGAACAGUUUAAAUCGUAGGAACCGAUACAUAUUCGGAAAUGCAUGUUGUUUUCAGUGUCUACAUGAUAAGGCCGUGUACUUUGGCCUGAAGGAGUUUUGGCAGACCAGUUCGAAGAGGAAGGAGGAAGACAACGCCUCACUCUUCUUGAGGUUGUGCUGCCUCUUGCCAAGACUCCCGGCCAAACUGAUCAAAGCUGGGUAUGGUGUGGUCCUGGGUUUUCUAAAGGAUGUUGUGCCACAGUCCGUCUAUCAACGGUGUGAGGAGUUCUCUGAGUAUUUAAACAGCACCUGGGUCAACAAGUCGGACCAGUUUCUCCACGAGCUCUCCGUUGAUGGACGGCACAUCUGCGUCACCAGAAAAGUGAAUGCUGCCGUCAGGGACAAGCACCCAACAUUUUGGAAGUUCCUCCGAAUCAUCAAAGACAUCGAAAAGGACAGCUGGCGGCAGUAUGAUAACACCACAAAAAACAUCACCACCUACAACAAAACUGCCAGCCAGAAAGUGUCCCAUCGUCAGCAUGAGCUCGACAGUGACAUCGAAAACGCUAAGAAGACCUAUGCACACACUGGGAGCAUAAGGGACUUCCUCAUCCUGGCUCAGCCCAGUUUGAGGAAGGACUUUAUGGCUCUUCAGUUUUGUCCAGACGAUGUGCCUGGAGAACCUGUUGUGAUUGAGGCCACUGCUGAGGAUGAGGAGGAUGUUGAUGGUGAUCUUGAAGCCAUUGUGCCUGUCAUACCUGCCUCAGAGGAUGGUGAAGGAGUACCAAGGAACCCUGAAAAUUCAAGGAAAAGAACUGCAAACCUAGACCAUGACAUCACCUUUGAAGAACCUAGUUCGAUUGAGGAGGCCACUGCAGAGGAGAUGGGCAAUGUUGAUGGCAAUCUGCAAGCCAUUGCACCUGCCCACUCUACAGCCGCCCCAACUGCAACCAAAAGACCUUGUUUCACCAGCAGCUUCACAGCAAAUCCCACACCAGAACCUUCAACUUCAACGGGCAUUGACUGUCAGCCUUCAACAUCAACUGCUGCUGCUGCUGAUCUUGUUGAAAUUGAUUUUGACCAGAAUCUUUAUGAGGGUGUAGAAAUGGGGCCAUACGAUAUCUAUUCCUCACCUGCUACUGGAGACUAUGAUGAGCCUUCAUCAUCAUCUGCAGGGGAGCAGGAGCAGCAAGAGUUAGGACCACUCACUAAAGAGCAAACGAUGAAGUUGGGGAAAAGUAGACGGCAGAAGGAGAGGAAGAGACGACUUAAAGACGAAGGAAAGCUCAUCAAAAAGGGGAAGGCCAAGAAGAUUGCGGCUGACAAGCUGAAGAUGAAAGAGAAGAGGAGGCUGAAGAGAGCUCAGCAAAAGACCUAGGUAUAAUUUUCACUUACACUUUAGUCAUUGAUAAAAAGGCCAUACUUCAUAAUUUUGACUUCUUCUAUAGUCUAGUGUCACCAAUGUGCUGGUUAUUUUCAGUGGAGCCCUGCUGCGUCGUCCCUGGGCUGAAAAUUAAAAAGAGUUUGGUAAAAA